Molecule: messenger RNA, 2197 nt
Organism: Rhodamnia argentea
Lineage: Eukaryota; Viridiplantae; Streptophyta; Magnoliopsida; Myrtales; Myrtaceae
Product: synaptotagmin-5-like
Exons: 13
Coding region: 361-2049 (562 amino acids)
Cellular component (GO): endoplasmic reticulum
Molecular function (GO): lipid binding
Source: RefSeq, a predicted model, not a curated record
UUGCUUAAAAUGCUUUAUGCCUCCACGGAGCGUCACAGAAGCAAAAAAGAGUGUUGUAGUAACGAAAAAGCCCGCGAGUUUCGCGUGCAAACUGGUUUUAACCCGAGAGGAAGGCAUUGCAAAGUUGAAGAAAAGAAUCGAACCCGAAGCAGAGAUCCAGCAUUAUCGUUCACAAUUCAUUGCAGUUCCUUCAAAACGAUCCGUUAAGCUCAAUCACAUCCAUCUGGAGUCCUCAUCCUUCUGCAAUGCCACUCGCUACUGCUCAUUGCAUGAUCCCUGCGAGCUAGAAUUCUUGCAGAGUCUCGUGCUCAGACCCAUCUAACGUCUUGUACCAAGGGAGGAAAAUUAAAGGAGGGAAGAAUGGGUUUCGUCUCUGGCCUGAUCACUGGGUUGGCCCUUGGCAUUGGGUUGGUUUUCGCAUUCGCUUAUUACGAGAGUAUCCGAUCCAAGCGUCGCUCCGAUUUGGCGGCGACGAUCGCGGCGUUCACGAGGAUGACGUUGGCAGAUUCGAAAAAGAUCCUGCAAGGCGAGUGUUACCCUUCUUGGGUUGUCUUUACUCAGCGACAGAAGUUAAAUUGGCUCAACAUCCAACUUAAGAAGAUUUGGCCUUAUGUUGACACGGCAGCUUCUGAGCUGAUACGAAAUACUGUAGAGCCAACUCUCGAGCAGUAUAGGCCGGCUGUCUUAGCAUCCCUCACAUUCUCGAAGUUGACUCUGGGGACAGUGGCUCCUCAAUUCACAGGAAUUUGGAUCGUCGAUGCUGAAAGCAAAAGUGGGCAAAUCACCAUGGAGUUGGAAAUGAAGUGGGAUGGUGAUCUUCUUAUAGAACUUGAUAUCAGAACGCUAGUUGGCGUAGGCUUGCCUGUGCAGGUGAAAAAUAUAGGAUUUACUGGGGUUUUCAGGCUAAUUUUCAAACCACUAGUGGAUGAAAUUCCUUGUUUCGGAGCUGUUUGUUAUUCUUUGCGAGAAAAGAAGAAUCUUGACUUUAAACUAAGCAUUGCUGGUGGUGAUAUAAAAGCAAUCCCUAGGGUUGCUGAAGCUAUCGAGGAAACAAUACGGGAUGCUCUUGAAGACACAUUGACAUGGCCAGUGAGGAAGAUUGUUCCCAUACUGCCUGGGGAUUAUAGUGACUUGGAACUGAAGCCUGUUGGAACAUUAGAAGUGAAGCUUGUGCAAGCAAAGGACCUAGCCAAUAAAGAUCUUAUCGGGAAAUCUGAUCCAUUUGCUGUUCUAUUCGUGCGUCCACUGCGGAGUAAAACGAAAACUAGCAAAACCAUUAACAAUCAGUUAAAUCCAGUAUGGAAUGAGCAUUUUGACUUCAUCGUCGAGGAUUUAUCGACCCAGCACUUAACAAUAAGAGUUUUCGACGAUGAAGGCAUUCAAGCUUCUGAACUCAUCGGUUGUGCUCAAGUUCCAUUAAAUAUCCUUGAGCCUGGAAAAGUGAAGGAUGUGUGGUUAUACCUGGUGAAGGAUCUGGAGGUGCAAAGAGAUACAAAGAACCGGGGUCAGGUGCAAUUGGAGCUCUUGUAUUGUCCCAAAGGCACGGACAAUAUCAUAAAGAAUCCGUUCAAAUCGGGUGUGAAGUUGACAUCGCUCGAGAAGGUGCUUGAAGGCGGAACCCACGAAGCAGAUGCAACUUCAUCUCAGAAGAAAAAGGAUGUGAUUGUUCGAGGAGUACUGUCCGUGACCGUGAUCUCAGCCCAGGAUUUGCCGGCUGUUGACUUGAUGGGAAAAGCCGACCCUUAUGUCGUUCUUACGAUGAAGAAAUCGGGAGCCAAAUUUAAAACCAGGGUGUUGAAUGAUGUUUUGAAUCCGGUCUGGAAUCAGACUUUCGACAUCAUUGUGGAGGAUGGGCUGCAUGAUAUGCUUGUUGUAGAAGUUUGGGACCAUGACACUUUUGGAAAGAAUAAGAUUGGGAAAUGCAUAAUGACACUAACCAGGGUGAUAUUAGAAGGGGAAGUGCGGGAUACUUUUCCUUUAGAUGGGAAGUCGGGAAAGAUCAAUUUGCAUCUCAAGUGGACUGCACAGCCCGUGUUCCGCAACGAUUGAAAGAUGAGCGAGGGGAGUGACGGUUCUCAACUUCUUCAUACAUCUGCAGGCUCAUGAGUGACAGAUACAUCAUACAGGAAAAACAGAUGUAAUAUGAUAAAACUCUGCAACCAUGCAAAGAAAUCAUACGGCUUUGUGUUUUCGGUAA